AUGUUGAACGCUAGUUCUGCCGUGCCUCCUCAAGAAGUAAAUACAGCUCAAACAUCUCUAUCAGAGGAAGAAAAAGCAAGACUACAAGUUGAAUUAUCUCAGGUUGAAGAAGAAAUCCGUCUCCUUCAAGAAACUCUUGUUGUUAAGCAGCGUCGAUCUAAUGAGAUUAAAAAAUCUCUCGGUUUUGUUACACUUUCCACAUUGCAGUAUGACGUUAUGGAAGGUAUUCAUAAAUUAGAAGACACAGAUGCAUAUAUCAAAACAAGUGAACUUUUAAGUAAAGCCAAAGAUAAAACUGUCAAUGUAGCACAAGAUGCAAAAGAAAAAGUUGAAUCAACAAUUUCUGCUAUUCGGAAUUCAGAAGUUGUGAAAUCAUUGAAUGAUAAAGUUGGUUCUGCUUAUUCAACAGUUAAAAUACUCAUCAAAAAUGGCUAUCCACUCAGUUUCUUCGAAAGGAAUUUAACACCAAGACUUUGACAAUAGGAACUCACGGUUAGAGACUUUGAAUGACAUGGCUCAACAUUGUUUGCAAUGGUGCUGGUGCAUGCAUUGUUUGUAUUCUCGCAAAUCACUUCCUAAGUACAUCUCAGAACACUACUUGGCUUAGUUUUUAUUCUGAUCAACUCUGUGUGUUUAUUUUUUAUCAGUAUUAUCAGUGUAUCUUUGGUGACAAUUCUUGUGAUCGUAAUGUUUUAUUUGAUCUACCUAACUUGUUUACUGGUAGGGGUGUUGACCG
This is a messenger RNA of Schistosoma turkestanicum, 736 nucleotides long. The record is from the annotation of a GenBank genome assembly. Lineage: Eukaryota; Metazoa; Platyhelminthes; Trematoda; Strigeidida; Schistosomatidae.